This is a messenger RNA of Penicillium macrosclerotiorum, 870 nucleotides long. RefSeq names its product alpha/beta hydrolase. The transcript is spliced from 2 exons. The record is from RefSeq and is a predicted model, not a curated record. Bases 1 to 870 code for a protein of 289 amino acids. Gene Ontology annotation, molecular function: hydrolase activity. Lineage: Eukaryota; Fungi; Ascomycota; Eurotiomycetes; Eurotiales; Aspergillaceae.
AUGACUCGGGACCAUCUUGCAAUCACCCCGCAGCCUGGGCUGGAGAUCCGCGAGUUCAAUAUCCCCGCACGGGACGGACAUCCUAUCUGCGUGCGAACAUACAGACAGUCUGACAAGACUGGCCUGCCCCUCUUGAUCUACCUUCAUGGUGGAGGAUUUGUGACUGGUGGCCUCGAGACCGAUGAUGCUUCAUGCCGUGCCUUGGCGACACAACUCCCUGUCUUCGUUUUAAACGUCGAGUACCGUUUGGCGCCGGAGAAUCCAUUUCCAACAGGAUUCGAGGACAGUUUCGAUGUCGUGCGUUGGGCUGCCUCCCAUGGGCCAUCCAAAGUGCCGAUAAACCUCCAACGAGGCUUUCUGCUCGGGGGCACUUCCGCCGGUGCUAACUUCACAGCUGGCAUUGCUCACCUGGCCGUCCAGGAAGGCUUGUCUCCACAGCUAACAGGUCUUCUCUUCCUGGCGGCAAGCGUCUGCCAUCCAGAUGCGAGGCCGGCCGCAUACAAAGAACGUAUCCUGAGUGUCGAUGAAAUUAACGAUGCGCCAGGACUGACUCGGAAAUCGAUUGACUUCUUUGCAGCCAAGUAUGGUGCUCCUCCAGAGGACAAGCGGCUCUCACCGUUGCUGUUUGACUCCCAUGCUGGCAUCGCACAGAAGGCGAUUUUCUAUGUUUGUGGAUGGGAUCCGCGUCGGGAUGAGGCUUUGCUGUUUGAGCGACUGCUACGAGAGGAGAAUGUUAGCACCAAGUUGUUCGUAUAUCCAGGCCUGCCUCAUGGUUUCUGGACGACCUGUCCUGACUUGGAGGUUUCGCAGAGCUGGCAGAAGGAUCUAGUUGACGGCGUACGCUUUUUAUUAGUGAUGGACCCGGUGUGA